AUGGAGACAUACCAGUUCUCCCAGGUCCACAAAGCCACAGCAGUGGCAUUUUCACCCGGAUCAACGUUUAUUGCAACAGCAGUUCAAGACCAAGUCAUUGUUCGCUCGUCCUCAAGUCUCCAGGCCGUCAAAACAUGGGUCUGUUCGCCUCCUCCUGAACCGGUGGCGUCUACCAGUCGACGAGCCGAAGCAGUCGCCACGGUGGACCAUCUCUCAUGGUCGUCUGGCGGGUCAAGGAUCCUGGCAUUCUCCACCAAGGGAUCCUGCGCUUGGGUCUUUGACCUGUCCGAGGCCGACGAAGUGUGCAGGCUCACGGGAGACCUCGUCAAGGUUGAGUGGGGAGGCGACGACGUGUUGUCUUGGUCGGAUAGGGGCCUUGCUAUUCAUGACUUGAGUACUGGAAGCAGCCGAUUUAUCCAGAGCAUUCAGACUGGAUCGUCCCAAGCUCACACCUGGUCACCUGAUCACCGAUACCUGGCCGUCCUGGAACGUCACUACGGCAAGGACUAUGUUGGGGUGUACGAUAGGGAGUCUCUCGCAAGGAACUUUCCGUUGCCGUCUGGUGAGCCGCGAGGAAUCGCGUGGAGUCCUUGCGGAAAGUGGCUGGCAGUGUGGGACUGGCACCUCUCAUACGCUAUCCACUUCUACUCUCCCGUCGGCGCCCAUCUUUCCACCUUCACCUCGACAACCGAGUACGACCACGCACCUGGCAUCCGCACCGUUGCAUGGGCACCCAACGGUCGACAUGUGGCAGUAGGCAGCACCGAGGGCAGUGUCACCGUCAUUGAGAGCGAGAGCUGGAAGUCCAUUGCCACCUUGAGGAUGUAUGGGCGUGACUCGCCGCCAACAUGGCACGAGCCGGCACCUACGGGCUCGCGAGCUGUGGGAAUCACACAGUUCUACUCUGGCCAGCCUGCUUCACAACACGGCCCGGUCACGGUGCUCGGGUUCAGCCCCGACGGCACGCUGCUGUUCUUUGGCCAAGAGAACCUCUUGCACAUCUACGAGUUCCUCGUGGACGCCACCUCGGCACACCCGGACAUGGCACCGGCAGCAAGCAUCUCGUUCAAUAACCAGCUCAAGGCCGUACAGUGCUGUCCGACCACGAACCGCCUCGCGAUGGUGACGCGUAACCGCUCUCUCUACCUGUGGGACAGACUGGGUGUGGAAGGCGUGGACAUUCCAGACAGUGCCGACUUUGUGGCGGUCGACGUGCAGUGGUCGCCGGAUGGCCACUCGGCGGUGGUGUGUGACAGACAGGCGUUCUGCAUCGUCUAUGAGGACGUGCCGGACGGGGACAAUCGAUGGGAGGAGGAAGGAGGGUUGUAG
Messenger RNA from Apiotrichum porosum, 1329 nucleotides. RefSeq lists its product as uncharacterized. The record is from RefSeq and is a predicted model, not a curated record. Lineage: Eukaryota; Fungi; Basidiomycota; Tremellomycetes; Trichosporonales; Trichosporonaceae. Gene Ontology annotation, cellular component: microtubule organizing center; mitotic spindle; MWP complex. The transcript is spliced from 6 exons. Gene Ontology annotation, molecular function: protein binding. Bases 1 to 1329 code for a protein of 442 amino acids. Gene Ontology annotation, biological process: mitotic sister chromatid segregation; microtubule anchoring at mitotic spindle pole body; protein localization to mitotic spindle pole body.